Messenger RNA from Arachis ipaensis, 2328 nucleotides. The record is from RefSeq and is a predicted model, not a curated record. NCBI's taxonomy places the organism in Eukaryota, Viridiplantae, Streptophyta, Magnoliopsida, Fabales, Fabaceae.
AUGACUGUCUACCAUGGUGGUAGAUUUGGGUAUGACAAUGGUACAUUGGAGUAUAUAUGGGGAGAAAUGACUGUGAUCGAAGAUGUUGAUAUGGAUUGCUGGUCUCUUUUUGAGGCAUAUGCUGAGGUGGGACAGUUUGGGUACACAAAUGAAAAAAUUGUAGCUUUCUGGUAUAAGGACUCAAGUUCUGAUUGGUUAGAGAACGAUUUGAAGUUAUUUGAGGGAGACAGAGAUGCCAUUGAGAUGAGUAAAAUAACAGGGAAGAGGGGUCAUGUUGAUCUGUACGUGGUCCAUAAGGUUGAGGUUGAUGAAGAAUUUCCUGAAGUAGGAUUUCUUGAUGUUGGAGGCCCAGGUGAACAGGUUCAGGAGGCGGAGAGGGCCAAUGAUGAAGAGGAGGUGGACAGGGCCAAUGCGGAGACGGUUAAAGAGGGAGAUAAGCUGAACCCGGAUGAGCAGGUUAAAUCGAAUAGUGAUGAGGAUAGUGAUGAUGAGGAUUUCAUUCCAUCUGAUGGUGAGGUUGACAGUGCAGAUGAUGUGAUGUUUACAGAUAGUGAAGAGGAGUACGAUGAUGAGAGCAGAUUUGAUGAAGUAAGAGGCGGGACGGAUGGUGAUCGGAUUGAAAAAGGAAAAGGGGUUGCAGGAAGUGAUUUCAGUGAUGAGGAAGGGUUCAAUAGUGAUGAAGUUGAUGUGGAUUAUGAAGUGGGUGGUGGUUCAGAGAAAGAGGACAGCGAGGAUGAUGAUAACAAUGAAGCAAUUAGAUAUCCAAUCCAUAAAGAUGUGAAAGACAUGACAAGGUACAAAUGGGAAGUUGGAACUGUGUUUGCUUCAAGGGAGGAAUUCAAGGACACUGUAACAGCUUAUGCAGUGCAAAAAAGAAGGGGACUGAGGUAUGCGAAACUUGACUUGGUUAGGGUGAGGGCUGUUUGUCAAGAGGGUUGCCCGUUUUGGUUAUACGCAGCAAAAAUGAGUGAGGAGGAGACUUGGCAACUUAGGUCAAUGAACCUUAAGCAUACUUGUGGCCAGUCACAUAGGGUAGAGAUACUGCAUACUGGUUGGCUGAGUAAAGCAUUUAGGAAGAAAGUGGAAGGUAACCCAAAAGUGAAGAUAAAGGACCUAGUCAAUAAGGCACAAAGGAAAUGGAAUUUGAUAGUGACAACAUCAAUGGCAGCUAGGUUAGACAAGCUGCAUUGGAUGAGAUUCAGGGAGCUUACCGGAAGCAGUACAAAAGGAUUGCUGACUACUGCUCGGAACUGCUACGUGCUAAUCCAGGCUGCUUGCAAGAAGAGCUUCCUGCAGUGUAGAAAGUUUGUUGGAUUGGAUGGGUGUUUUCUAAAGACACCUCAAGGGGGGCAGUUGUUGACAGCGAUAGGGUGGGAUCCUAAUGAUCAAAUGCUUCCAAUCGCCUACGCCAUUGUGGAGGCAUUGACUAAAGACACCUGGAAGUGGUUUUUCUGGCUGCUCAUUGACGACAUCGGAGCUGAGGUCAUUGGGAAAUCAACCUUCAUGUCUGAUCAGCAAAAGGGUCUCUUGCCUGCUUUUGAUGAGGUCAUUCCAGGAGUGGACCAUAGGUUCUGUGUCCGCCAUCUUUACAGCAACUUCAGGAAGAAAUUUCCUGGGUUACACCUGAAGCAGCUGAUGUGGAGGUGUGCAAAGGCUACACACUGGAAGGAAUGGGAGAAAGAGAUGCAAAUCAUAAGGCAGAUCAAUGUGGAUGCGCACAGACAUCUAAACGCUAUUCUUCCAAGAUUUUGGAGCAGGUCCAGGUUUAAUUUUCACUCUAAAUGUGACACUCUUGUGAAAAACAUGUGUGAGAGCUUUAAUGGUGCAAUAGUAGACUCUAGGGAGAAACCUAUAGUGACAAUGUUGGAGGACAUAAGGGUUUAUUUGAUGAGUAGGUGGGCUCUUAAUAGGGAAAGAAUUAAGAACUUUAAUGGGACAGUUUUACCUCGGACUAGGAUGAAACUAGAGAGGAGAGGCAGAUUAGCUGGUGAGUGGAGGCCUUACUGGUCUGCUGCACAAACAUAUAAGGUUGUUAAUGGUUUGUCUAAAUUUUCUGUUGAUCUUUCUGCUCACGAGUGCUCCUAUAGGAAGUGGCAGCUUAGUGGUAUUCCCUGCACCCAUGCCAUUAGCUGCAUCAACUAUAAGGGCCUUGACAUAGAUGGAUUUGUUGAUGACUACUACAAGAAGGCUGCAUAUGUCAAGUGCUAUGAUUCAGUCAUCAAUCCUCUGAAUGGCCCAGAUUUGUGGGAGAAAACCAACUUUGAUGAUGUCAUGCCCCCUCCUUAUCGAAAGCCUAGCCACAGACCAGUCAAGAAGAGGAAGAGAUGA